Molecule: messenger RNA, 1999 nt
Organism: Heterotrigona itama
Lineage: Eukaryota; Metazoa; Arthropoda; Insecta; Hymenoptera; Apidae
Source: the annotation of a GenBank genome assembly
AUGAAGGAAGAAUUAUUAUGUAAAUAAUAUCUAAAAGAAAGGAAGAAUUAAUAGAAAAUCUUUUCUGUAGAAAGAAACAACUUUAGUGAAAUCUCUUUAAGAAAAUUUCUCUAGAAUAAAGGGGAGAAAUAUUUCUUUCUCGUCAUUUUUAUAUAAAUUUCCACAGCUUUCAAACGAUCGUUCUCCUUUUUUGGUAUUCUUGUUUAAAAUUUCAAUUUCAGUUCUGUUUCUAGUAGCAAUGUCGGAUAACCACUGGUGCACGUUCUGAAUGAACUCAUUAUGCAUAGUCCCACGAGCCCAUACACCAUUUCAAUUCAACAGUGCUGUCUAUUCACGAAAUACUACAGCAGCGUCUGAAGUCGUUUCUAGAAGCCCCAAAAGGGUGACUUAAGCGCGACGAAGUGAUGGAAAUAACAAAUAAAAAAGAAUUCCUUUGCAAGGAAAGGUAUCUUGAUCUCUUCAUGCAUUUUAAAAGCUAAGUAAUUCUUUUCUUUCUCGUAAAAAUUUUAUCUUGAUGAAUUCACUGCUUUAUUAAAACACAAAUGCAUUUUUCACGUUUUAAUUUCUCAUAAAAUAGUAAUUUCAAUUCUACCUAUUUAAACAAUUUUAAAUUCAUUUAUUUAACUCGCAGAUGGUAUAAAAAUUUAUGUUAAAUUAUUAAAAUUUAAGAUGUUUAAUUCUAUUUUGCAUUUUAUAUUUUUUCUGAUAGAAAUUGUAAAAUUACUUUAAAUUGAAAAAUUUUUAAACUUUAAAUCCAUAGUUUAAUGAUACCAGUUGCAAGAGUUAAUUAUUUCUGAAUCUCUUUAGAAAAAAAAAAAAAAAAUAGAAAAAUCAUGUUGAAAUUGAUUAAAUGAGGAUCUCUGUUGGAUUCAAAAUGAAUUUCGGUUCAGGAAGUUUCGAAUGUAGAUAGACAGGACACGAUGUCAAGAUUUUUGACAGGGGCACAGAAUAGUGCACGUGUAGAUCGAAACCAGACUCUGCGAUAAUAAACUACAAAUACUAUUUUUAUAAAGGAGUUGUGUUACACAUGUAUCGAUCAAACUAAAAUAUGCCGAGAAAUUUCCAAACAGGCCAUCUCUGAUUUUCUCUUAUAAGAGCUAACAGUAAGUAUUAUACAAAUAAUGCCUAAACUGAUUUUUUUUUUUUUUUUGUAAAAUAUAUUUUAAAUUUUAAACGAAUUUUUAGGCACUUGCGAUUAUUUCAAAUAAUUUUUUAUGCUAAUAAUAAUAUUGUGCUUUGUUUUAAUACGCGGUGAUAUUGAUAAUAAAAUCACAAUACUAUUUAUACACAUAUGAAAUAGAAACUUAUGAUAUAUCUAUCAAGUAAAUUUUUAUGCUAAUAAUUAGAUUGUGGAUUUUUAUUGUAGCAUUUAUCACAACACUAGAAGAUGAAAUAAAUUUCUAUUCAAGAUUUUUCUUUAGUUACGUUCAUUGAAAUACAAAAAUACAUAAAAAUCCGUAGUCUACUAAUAAUAAUGCUACGAUUGGUAAUAAAAUUACAAUACGUGUAAACUAGAUUUAAAUUAUUAUACACAGAACGCGAAGCAGAAAUUUUAACACGAAAUCUUUAUACAACGGAAAAUCCCGAGAAAUGGGAAUGUUUUAUCACUCCGUGGUUUCAUAUUUCUGGCAAGUCCUUCCGUCUUUCAAGAAUGAUAAAACCACACGUUAAGAAAACACUGUUAUCACGUCGAAAUCGACGAUAUUUCAGUAAGCGAAAUAUAAGAUUCUUCCUGUGUGAACUUUUCACAAAUUCAAGGUAACGUGAAAUAUAAUCUUUUAAUAAAUAAAACGAGAAAUAGCAUUUUUCUUUGAUAAUAUUUAUUCUUCUAAUAUAUAUUUAUCUAUCGUACAAACAUAACUAUUCAUUAAAUACAAUUAAAAAUCGUUUGGUUUAAUUAGAACGCUGUUCCAUUUCUCGCUUGAACAAGAGCAGAUACGCGAUAAUGGCCAUGGCUGGCAAUAUCAACGGCUCGGCUGUUGCCCUAAAAUAUCUCUAA